Messenger RNA from Dothidotthia symphoricarpi CBS 119687, 2118 nucleotides. RefSeq lists its product as uncharacterized. NCBI's taxonomy places the organism in Eukaryota, Fungi, Ascomycota, Dothideomycetes, Pleosporales, Dothidotthiaceae. The record is from RefSeq and is a predicted model, not a curated record. The coding region runs from base 1 to 2118 and encodes 705 amino acids. Gene Ontology annotation, biological process: DNA-templated transcription. Gene Ontology annotation, cellular component: nucleus. The transcript has 3 exons. Gene Ontology annotation, molecular function: DNA binding; DNA-binding transcription factor activity, RNA polymerase II-specific; zinc ion binding.
AUGCCACGGCCAACACCGGUGCCCAUCGCAGCUGCCCGGCCUCGAAAGCAACAGAAACCCUCACCAGGUAAAGAGAAUCUGGCCGCCGGCAAACCCACCUCAAACAACGGACCCGUCUCUAACAUUCGCUCACGGAGAGAACGACCGUGUGACGCUUGCAGGAGAAGGAAAAGCCGUUGUGUGAUACACGAGGGCGCAGCGCUGUGUGUUCUGUGCGAAUUUCACAAGCAGGAGUGUACCUUUGUGCAGAGUCCACUGCCCAGAAAAAGAAAGGUUGUCGACAGCGACAAGAAAGACUCGCCCAAUAACUCGAAAAAGAGAUCGGUGGACUGUGAGCCACCCCCACUAGCAUUGCCCACGCCCACCAUCACGGCAACUGCACCGAGUCCUCGACCGCCGCAACCCUCGUUGGCCAACAUCCACCUGCCGCAACUGGGAGAGACAUUGGGUCUGCAAAGACGUCAGCAUAGCAGAUAUAUUGGGCUGAGUUCUCCUUUUGACAACUUACUCAUUGGCCUUUCCCACUUUGAUACCCGUAACGAGUCCACGUUUGAUCUUGGAACCCUUCGACGAGUGACUGACCAAGAAUGUUUCAUCAUGCUACCUGACGAGAACACACAAGACUAUGCCGACGAGGCCAACACUUUGAACCUUGUUGAGCAGCUCGUUCAUCCACACGGUCCUGCUCUAUUGGACCUGUAUUUUCAAAUCGUACAUCCAAGCUUUCCCAUCAUCCAAAAGCACCUAUUUAUCGAACGGUAUCGGAAUGGCGAUCGGUCUUUCUCGCCGGCUCUGCUGGCUGGCAUGUAUAUUUUAUCUCUCAAUUGGUGGUCGCUCGAUCCAAAGCUGGCUAAGUACACCAAGCCCGAUGCAACCCGCUUGGAGGCUAUCGCAAUGAGAUCUUUGACGCUUGCCAUGGAAAGGCCCAAGCUCUCAACCGUUCAGGCGGGACUGCUGCUUUUGCAGCGUCCAGAGGCAGACUCUUGGAGUUUGACAACACAAUUGGUGGCCAUUGGCCAAGAGCUCGGCCUACAUCUUGACUGUACGACAUGGUCAGUGCCUGGGUGGGAGCGAGGCCUAAGGAAACGCAUUGCCUGGGCGUUGUACAUGCAGGACAAGUGGAGUUCGCUGAUCCACGGCCGGCCAUCGCACAUCUUCAACGCGAAUUGGGCAGUAAAGCCAAUUACCGAGGAAGACUUCAAUGAGGAAGGCGACGGAUACGAUGCGCGGCAGGACGACUCUGAAGAUGAGUUAGAAGAGAAUCAUAGAAGCCGGAUAUUGUUCGCUCAGAUGAUUAGCCUUACCCAGAUCAUGGCGGAAGUCAUGGAUACGUUCUACACCCAGACAGCCAUCCAGGAUUUCGCCAACGCCGGGAGGAAGUCGACAGAGCUCAUUCUUGCGCGAGCGAAACCUGUUCAGAUCAAGCUCCGCCAGUGGCACGAGAGAUUACCUGUGGAGGUCAAGAUGCAUACGCCGAGUAGGAGCAGGCUCAUCUCAACCGGCUACCUGCAUCUCGCCUACUUCGCCACAGAGAUCACCCUCCAUCGACGCAUCGUGCAAUCGCUCGACGACACAAAUCCCGACUCCUACGGCCUGUUCAUGUGCCGCAACGCAGCCAAAACGCGCCUCAUCUCCGCCAUGGACUUUGUCAACCGCCUCAAACCCGAGCACCUGCAGUCGUUCUGGUACUUUGCAUCCAAAGUGAACUUCACGCUCAUCGGCACCUUUGGCUCGUUGCUCUGGGCCACUGCGCCCGCCAAAGAAGAAGCAGAAUUCUACAAGCUGCGGCUGAGGGAAUACCGCUGGACCCUCUCCGUCUCGUCCAAGCGCGCAGACUUCCUCGACUACGCCGUCUCGAUGCUAGACGCAAGUCGCGCCAUGCUCAACAACCUGGCCGAGAAACCCAGCCUUGCCGACCAGAUUAGCAGUGCGGGCGUGCCGCCUGCGCCGCCGCGCAUGUUCUCGUCAAAUCUGACCAUGGCGCAAUACCAUGACGAUGACGUCGAUAUGAUGGAUGGCGGGGAGUUGAGGGGCGCCAUGUCCCCCGGGGAGAGUUUCGACGGGUUCGACGACGGGUCGCAGGAUGAGAGUAGAGGGAAUUCGCCGCGGUCGGCUUGA